Penaeus monodon (black tiger shrimp) is the source of this 2155-nucleotide messenger RNA. RefSeq lists its product as uncharacterized. The coding region runs from base 1 to 759 and encodes 252 amino acids. NCBI's taxonomy places the organism in Eukaryota, Metazoa, Arthropoda, Malacostraca, Decapoda, Penaeidae. The transcript is spliced from 6 exons. The record is from RefSeq and is a predicted model, not a curated record.
AUGAGGAAUAUUCAUAUAUAUGUUAUUCCAUCUCGCCGUCUGUCCUUAGCUCAUGGAGGGGGGGGAGGAGGAGGAGGAGGAGGAGGAGGAGGAUCUCUGACCUCUGACACGGAAUCCGACGAACCUACACAGGAUGUUCCAUCAGGGUCAUCUGACUUCGGACUCGACCAGAUAUUAGCAAAAAUUAGCUCAGAGAGCAAGCAGUCUCCUGUACGUCAACGGCGACGACCGUACGGAAUCCACGAGUCUAGCAGGCCACUACGAGCAGCAGCCAGCCUUGAGCGUGGCCUGAACAACAUCUCUUACCCUCUGAAUACAUAUUCUUCUGGCUACAACACAGUGACGCCAACAGGCCCUGUUCCUGUUAGACUGAACCACUUGAAUGCUGGUUCUGUUCCUGAUCUCGGGCCAGAUACAGUCGACAGAAUUGCCGGGGUCAACCAGUACUUACAGCAGAGGUGGACUAAUUACUUUGGAGAGCUUUCUGUCCCAUUAGGAGGGAAGGCAGGCUGGCCCUCACAGGUCAUAGGCCAGUCGACCUUUUUCCUAAACAAGAACAGCACCUCUAAAUUCUUCCACAAAGGUGAUGUGUCUUCUUCAGCCACUGUGAAGAAUCAUUCCCCAUUUGUGGCUGCAGCUGGCAUGGCCACGGUCACUCAUCAAGAAGACAUCAAUAUAACUCAGAAAAUUGAUGACCUGCGUGCUUGGUUAGACAGCGCCCAGGCCACUUCAGCAGUUCUGAGCAAUGCAAAUAAGUGAGCAGGGUGGCUUACUGGUGCAAUUUUGUGAAAUUUUCAUGAAUGGUUGCAACCCAUUUUGGUCUUCCACAACCCACAUACCGGUACUGUGACAGGAGGGAUCUUCGGUAAACAAACUUGUUCUGAAUUAUUCAUACUCUUUGUCUUUAGGUGCAUGAUGUAGUUAUGUAUUGAUAUGACAACCAAUAACCUUGUGCUCAAUACAUUGUUAAGAGUAUUGAAGCCCUAAGGGAGAUUUUUUUAUGAGUUAUUUUGAUACCUCUUGCUGAUAUAUUACUUUCCAUGGGAAAGUGUCAUGUUCAGAGAGUAUUUUCCCAGAGUCCAAAGGAAUAUUUGUGUGAACUAUUUUAAUGGUUGAAAACCAAAGAUGUGUAAAGGAUCCUCCUGCAUGUUUGCUUUUGUUUCGUACCUUGUAAAUAUAUUUUAAGGAAAAAUUAAAACGGGCAGCAGUGCAUUACUGUAUAGAUCUAAUCAACAAGUUGUUUGAUACAUUUGAUGUGGUUAUAGAUGAAACUAGUGAAUUUGGCUCUUAAAACCUUCAUCUGACUGAAUAUACUGAUUUCAUGUGCAUAGAAAAUCAGUUGUGAUAACUUGGCUAAUCUCAGAGUAACAUUAGUCCGUCCAGAAUCUGCCUUCAGGAGUUAUUCCAUCUUUUGCUAAAGGAUUCGAAGAUUUCACUUUGUUUCAAAGAGUAAUCUGGCAUCGUCUUUCAGAAAGUUCAGCUGAAAGAAAGAAGUAGGUAAUUGUUUCUUUACCCGGUAUCUUAUAGUUGUCAAUAAUUGGCAACUUAAUUGUUUACCAUUAAGUUUCAAAUAAAGGUACCUUAGUUAGAAUAGGGAAAUCUGUAAAUUUCUAGAAUUGGUGAGAAAUGACAAAACAUUCUGCUGCGUUAAUACAGUGUCAGAAAAGAAACGCAGUAGAACAAAGGGGUUAUCAGUAAACCCGUUUUGUGCAUAGUGGGUUUUUCUGCCAGCAUUGUUGAAGAGAUAGGGUAUUCAGAAAUAGGGUGUCAUUUUAAGCAAUAUAAGUUAUCCUGAGAUCAUAUUUUUGUUAUCAUAAGUAUCAAAGCAAGGUUCCAGAAAUCCAUGACUCAGAUAGAUUUGAUGUUGCCUUUGGUGUUGAAACAGACAUCAGCUUUUGAGAUUUCUUUUCCCCCUUUUUCAUCAGGGUAAAGUGUAAUUAUUGUUUUUUAGAGUGUGGUUUUCUGUCAUUCAUCUCAGUGCAUGUUGCCGAAGGAAUGGUGAUUGCACUGAACCAGAAAAUAGUAAGUCUUUAUCCAUCCAGGUAGUGCCAUAAAAUGUGGUUCUGGCUUAUACUAGAGCUACUUGACAUUUAAGCAUAGCUAAGAAGACUGUAAAUAUUUUUGUAAAUGUACAAAAUAAAUCUGUUAUGAGUUA